Gossypium raimondii (Peruvian cotton) is the source of this 871-nucleotide messenger RNA. RefSeq lists its product as hypothetical. The transcript has 3 exons. The coding region runs from base 115 to 714 and encodes 199 amino acids. The record is from RefSeq and is a predicted model, not a curated record. NCBI's taxonomy places the organism in Eukaryota, Viridiplantae, Streptophyta, Magnoliopsida, Malvales, Malvaceae.
ACAUAUGACAAUUUUCAAUGAGAAAGGUCAUUAAAGAGAUCUAUCUUAAACCCUACACCCUAAAUCUAUAAUGAAAUUCUUAUUUGCGGAAACGACGACGCCGUGCCUAAAUCCAUGGAAGAGAUUUCAGACCAACCAAUUUUCAAGAAUUCAUGGGAGAAAUGUAGGCUCUUGGCGAAACAGGAUAUUACACUGCUUUCCUGGUUGCCAUUGAUGAAGGGUGUGGAAGAAGCAAUCAUGUUCCUGAUAAACAUACUCAUGGAGGCUCCCAUAGGAAAGGUAGUUUGCAUGGGAAGAAAGAUGAAGGAGAUGGUUAUGGGAUCCUUUUCAAGCUUCAUUUCGAACUUCUAUAAGAGCAAAACCUUAAAAAUUGCUAAAGAAGCUCAGGUGUCGGACACAAAAUCAACAAAUCAAGAGAAAAGCAGAGGAUGGGUUUGCCUUGUGCUGUUUUUGUUGCUCACCACUGGACCAAAAGGUGUCAGAUGUGAAGAUAUUGGUAACCCUCUAGUCCCUGGGAGCAGUGCAAUGGAUUCUUUUCUGGCUAACAAAUAUCUAAGAGGAGGUGCAAGACAUCUAGCUGCUGCAAUCGACUACAAGGUUUUGUCACAUGGGUACCGUCGAUCAAAUACCUCAGGGCGUGAGAAAGUGAAUCCUUAUGAGAGACCACAUAACCCUGAGGAUCGUUAUCGUCAAGGUAACACAGGAAAGCACUAGUAGUGACUGUAGUGGCAAAUAAACCAAUUACCAUACUAUACAUAUAAUUGUUUAUGUUUGGAAACAAAUCUUGUGGCCUUAACUUUUGAGCAUUGGGUGGAAGCGUGACUAGAGACUAAAUAUUAUUUGAUAAAAGCAUAUCUAGUCCUUUUGAGUA